AAAAAAAAAAUUGGUGGUGGCAGAAAGAAAACAAAAAAAAGAAGGCAGUUGCUUUUGGGAAGGCCAUGGCGGCGUGGCAGAGCUGUAAUUCUGCGUCUUUAAUGCAAAAUUGAAGAAGCCGAUUUAUCAUCAAUCGCUUAUAGCCUCCCUCCUCUCUUCAAAAAAUCACAAACCCCUCUUUCUUCCCUUUCUCUCUCUCAUAAAACCAUACCCUCGUUUUAAUUAUAAUCAAAAUUAAAAUCAAAAUCAAAAUCCUCUCUCUAAAGAGCUUAAAUUGUGAUGUUAUGCCUUGUUGUUUAAUUUCUCCACAUGCAAAAACUCGGCAGCGGUACGAUUGUGUCUGAUUCGGCCAGAAAUCAGAAGCUGUCUGCCUCAAAACCCACAUUUCUACACUCCCAAAAACAGCAACAAUUAAAGCGUGCUGCUUCCUUAUCAAGGCUAUGGAAUUAACCACCACCGCAGAAGCAACAUCGACAACAACAUGGCCGGCUUUUUCUCACUAGGCGCCACCACCACCACCCGCCCCGAUCAACAGACCACCACCACCAACAACAGCAAUAAUCCAGACAACUGGUUCUUAUUCCGAAAUGAAGAGGUCCCUUCUUACAAGGGUUUCGAGCUCUGGCAGCCCCAGAGCUCGAACCCCCCGCAGAAUUUCCUGCAGCGGGAGGCUGUGAGUAACCACCACCACCACCCGCUGCAGGAUCUGUACGCUUCUGCGGGGGGGCUGGCGGUGGGGCCCAGCCAGCAGUCCCCGAGAUCGGGGUUUCUGAUGAUGCGGAGCGGCGGGGGAGGCGGGAUCAGCUGCCAGGACUGCGGGAACCAGGCGAAGAAGGACUGCUCGCACAUGAGAUGUCGGACCUGCUGCAAGAGCCGAGGGUUUCAGUGCCAGACUCAUGUCAAAAGCACCUGGGUUCCCGCAGCCAAGCGGAGAGAGCGACAGCUACAACACCAACAGCAGAGCGGUGAUAGAGAGAGCUCCAAGCGACACAGAGAGUCGUCUCCCAGUCCACUAGUGUGCACUCGCAUCCCCUCUACCACCACCACCACCACUGGGUUGGAAUUGGGGAAUUUCCCAUCGGAAGUGAGCGCGGAGGCGGUGUUCCGGUGCGUGAGAGUGAGCGCAAUGGACGACGCGGAGGAGCAAUUCGCCUACCAAACCGCCGUCAACAUCUCCGGCCACGUCUUCAAGGGAAUCCUCUACGAUCAAGGCGGAGAAAGCCAGUACAUCGCCGGAGAGACCUCCUCCGACGCUUCCGCCGCUCAUUUGAUCACCGCCACCGCCACGUCAGCCCCAAUCACCACCACCGCAGCUCCAUUCCUCGAUCCUUCUUUAUUUCCGCCGCCAGUUAACAACAGCUUCAUCGCCGGUACGCAAUUCUUCCCACGACCCCCGAGAUCUUGAGAAAUUGAAAUUUCCACCACAUUUAAUCCUCUCUCUCUCUCAUAGUGUGUUUGUUGAAAGGGGAAAUUAUUGUACUAGAGAGACAAAAAGAAGCAGGAAACGAGGGGAUUGUGUUUGAUUUUUAGUUCACAUUUCGAUGCACAUCUUCAAAUUCUAUCUUCCUUCUUCUUCCAUUUCAAUUUACCAUAAAAAAAUGUUCCUAUUUUUCGCUCUAAAACAAGGGCUUCUUGUUGUUUCCUUUUCUGUUUAUUUCUAUAAUAUUAUUUUCCUCCUCA
Molecule: messenger RNA, 1680 nt
Organism: Salvia hispanica
Lineage: Eukaryota; Viridiplantae; Streptophyta; Magnoliopsida; Lamiales; Lamiaceae
Product: protein EXPRESSION OF TERPENOIDS 1-like
Biological process (GO): positive regulation of DNA-templated transcription
Cellular component (GO): nucleus
Molecular function (GO): DNA-binding transcription factor activity; DNA binding
Source: RefSeq, a predicted model, not a curated record